This is a messenger RNA of Rhizophagus irregularis DAOM 181602=DAOM 197198, 807 nucleotides long. NCBI's taxonomy places the organism in Eukaryota, Fungi, Glomeromycota, Glomeromycetes, Glomerales, Glomeraceae. The record is from RefSeq and is a predicted model, not a curated record.
AUGGAUUAUGCAAACAAAGGUAAUUUAAGAGGAAAUUUAACAAGAAUAGUCAAAAAUAAUUGGAUACAAAGAUUAUAUAUGUUAUAUGAAAUUAUUUCUGGACUUAAUGAUAUACAUAAACAAAAUCUUAUUCAUUGUGAUCUUCAUGAUGGUAAUAUUUUAAAUCAUAAUGAGAAUACAGAUAAAAUUUAUAUUAGUGAUUUAGGAUUAUGUCAACCUGCAAAAUCAUUUUUAAAAAAGUAUGACAUUUAUGGUGUUAUACCAUUUAUGGCACCUGAAGUUUUAAGAGGCAAAUCUUAUACUCGAGCUAGUGAUAUAUAUAGUUUUUCUAUGAUUAUGUGGGAAUUUACGUCUGGGGUACCACCAUUUAAUAAUAGAGCACAUGAUCUUCAACUUAGUUUAAGUAUUUGUAAAGGUGAACGUCCUGAAAUUAUUGAAAAUACUCCACAAUGUUACGUAGAUUUGAUGAAAAAAUGUUGGAAUGAAGAUCCAUUAAAAAGGCCAUCAACUGAAGUAGUGUUAGAUAUCAUUGAAAAAUGGGUUUUACUUCCUGAGGAAAUGAAAAUUGAAGACAUCGAUAAAGAAUUAAAAUGCAAUAUUAUUGAAUUUAUAAAUGCACCAAUUGGGCAUAAAAAUCUUGCUACUGAAUCUCAUCCGCAAGCAUGUUAUACAAGUCGAUUGCUUGAUUUUACUAGUAAAAACUUGAAUGAAGAAAUUCUUGAAAGUGAAGAUUUGGAUGAUUAUAUAAUUAAAGAUUUGAAGUCAUUAGGUAUGUAAUAUUUGAUAUUAUGCAUUUAACAGAAAUUG